Messenger RNA from Caretta caretta (loggerhead turtle), 5416 nucleotides. The record is from RefSeq and is a predicted model, not a curated record. NCBI's taxonomy places the organism in Eukaryota, Metazoa, Chordata, Testudines, Cheloniidae.
ACCUUUCUGCAAACCCUGAACAGCUCCCAAGCCACGCGCGCUGUCGUGGGGCUUUUCCAGGCACUGUGAAAUCGAGGGCUUGCCUGUCUUGUUCCUUCCCUCCCGACAGCCUAGUCCGCUGCUCUCCCAGCCCGCUGCAGAGGUGCUUUGCCGGGGGACAAGCGACGCAGGGCAUCCGGCUGCGGCAGCCGCGGCCGGGAGCCGAAGAUGUUGCUGGCGGGGAUCAGCGCGUUGUCCUGGCUCGAAGCUGCGCUCACCGCCGUGCUGGCCCUGGGGCUCCUCCUCACCGUGGCCCGGCACUUGUGGACUCUCAGGUGGACUCUGAGCAGGGACCGGGGCAGCGCUCUGCCCCUCCCCAAAGGCUCCAUGGGGUGGCCGUUCUUCGGGGAGACCCUGCACUGGCUGGUCCAGGGCUCCAGCUUCCACAGCUCCCGCCGGGAGAAGUACGGCCACGUGUUCAAGACCCACCUGCUGGGCAAGCCUGUCGUCCGAGUGACCGGGGCGGAGAACGUCCGCAAGAUCCUGCUGGGGGAGCACAGCCUGGUCAGCACCCAGUGGCCCCAGAGCACCCAGAUCAUCCUGGGCUCCAACACCCUGCUCAACUCCACCGGCGAGCUGCACCGGCAGAGGAGGAAGAUCCUGGCUCGAGUCUUCAGCCGCGCUGCCCUGGAGAGCUACCUCCCUGGGAUCCAGAAGGUCGUGAGCUGGGAGCUGCGGGGCUGGUGCAGGGAGCCUGGCUCCAUCGCGGUUUAUUCCUCCGCUAAAACUUUGACUUUCCGCGUUGCAGCUCGGGUUCUGCUGGGCCUCAGCCUGGAAGAAAAGCAGUUUAAGGACCUGGCCAAAACUUUUGAGCAGCUGGUGGAGAACCUGUUCUCCUUGCCCCUGAAUAUACCGUUCAGUGGGCUGCGCAAGGGGAUCAAAGCCCGGAAUAUGUUACAUGAGUACAUGGAGAAAGCCAUAAUGGAAAAACUACAAAGAAAGAACUCGGAUGGUGAUGCUCUGGAUUUCUUAAUAAACAGUGCCAAGGAGCAUGGCAAAGAACUCCCCCCACAGGAGCUAGGGGGAAAGACGAUUGAACUGAUAUUUGCUGCUUUCUUCACCACUGCUAGUGCCAGCACGUCUCUGAUCCUUUUGCUACUGAAACACCCCUCGGCGAUAGAAAAAAUAAGACAGGAACUGGUGUCCCAUGAAUUGCAUAGGCAGGGCCAUUGCCUUUCGCCUGCGGUCUCCCAAAAGAACCGCCCAUGUAUUGAAUCCCGUCAAGGUACACCGAUGGUCCUGGAGAGAGAAAGGAAGGACAGUGACUCUCAGCAGCGUCUCCGCUCCACGCCAGAAGGGACGCCGAAGAAUCAAAGUCAGCAACCUGAUCUAAAGGCGGGAGGAGAGGCCGGGGGUGGUUUUAUCCGGCGGCCUCCUCUCCUUAAGGAGCCCACGUUAACCAGAAUGACACCAGAAGCAAUUAGUUUGAAUACAAAAGAUCAUUAUUCAAACCCCAGGCAAGAAGAAGCCGGUCAGCCGGCCAGCAGGUUCGAGGUGCCCACAGGGCCAGUGAUUCCAGGGGCAGAGUGUCAUUGUCAGCCUGAGAUGAACUUGGAUAAGUUGAGCCGUCUGCGCUACUUGGACGGUGUGAUUAAGGAGGUCCUUCGUGUGCUGCCGCCCGUUUCUGGAGGCUACAGAACUGCCCUGCAGACCUUUGAGCUGGAUGGCUACCAGAUCCCCAAGGGCUGGAGCGUGAUGUACAGCAUCCGAGACACCCACGAGACCGCGGCCGUGUACCAGAGCCCCCCCGAGAGCUUCGACCCGGACCGGUUUGGCUCGGCCCGGCAGGAGGACGACAAGGGGGCAGGACGCUUCCAUUACAUCCCCUUUGGUGGUGGGGUCAGGAGCUGCAUCGGCCAGGAGCUGGCCAAGGCCAUCCUCAAGCUGCUGGCCGUCGAGCUGGUCCGCACGGCCCGCUGGGAGCUGGCCACCCCCAGCUUCCCCGAGAUGCAGACUGUGCCCAUUGUGCAUCCCGUGGACGGGCUGCAGCUCUUCUUCCACCCCCUGCAGCCCGGCGGCGCCAGCACCCGCCGCCAGGGGUCCCGGGAAGCUUGAGCCGUCGCCCAGGCCUCUGGCGCUGGGGCGGGCUGCGGGCAGGGCGAAGAGGGGAAGCCGCCGCAGAGGGGGACAAGCACCAGGAUUUGUACCGACCGGACACAGAGAGCGCCACAUGAGCCCCUGGGCCCGUUUCCUUUUCGCAGCGGGGCUGAGAUCCAGCUGCUGAGAGGGGGCCCAGACCACCCAUCCCCUCCUUCUCGGUGCCCUGCUGCUGCCCACCACGGCAACAGGAGAGGGGCUCCGGAUGCAGCAGCAACUCCGGUGAGAUCUCCCUUUCGUCACACUAGAAAGGCUUGGUUUGUGCCAUCCUCACUGCACCCCCCGGUGGGGAAAAUCAGGGCCCAGCUGCACUCUGAGGAGUCAAAACCACAGGGAAAGAGUCCACGAUCCAAGUAUGCAGUUUCCUUAAACUUCAAAGGUGUUGGCUGGGGGAGAGAAACCAACUGUUCUAGAUUUUAAAACAGAAUCCCCCGGGACAUAGAUUCGUCUGCUACCUCUCACCUGACUCUUGAAAGUUUAGGGGAACGCCCUAUCCACUGAACAUCCUUCCAAGCCACGCUGUUGUCCUGGUCAGCCCUCCUGCCCCCUUCCUUCUGACUGGAUAGAGACAAAUGCAGAAGGGAGAGAGAAAUAACUGUCUCUAGCACAUUUUUAUUACAGAGCAUGGCUAGAGAUGGCCUGGAAUUUCCUGUUCCACAUGCAGAAGAAUUAUACCCAAUGGGAUACAUGUAUUUGUAAGUGGGGAGUGGGGUUCUUCACGUUGGGCCAUAGCCUUUUAGAAAUUUCCAGGGAUAUUUAAAAAGAGAAAAAUCUAAGGAAUCGCUGCAAUCUGACAGGUCCAAACUUGUCAGAUACAUCCCAAUUAUCUGUAACUUUCUGAUAACUCUCUAACUUCCGAUAGAUUGAUGUAAAGAGUUUGUAUUUCAUCUCACUCCUGCACUUUCCAUUAGAGUCUAUAUGAUAAACGCAUUGUGGUUCAUCAGAUGGUACCGUAUAUUAAUAUUGUACAUUAACACUGUAUUAUAGUAAGGACUGUGCUGCUGUUAUUAAGGAUCCAUCACUAAAUCCCAUGGUCAAAGUAAAUGUGCCUUAGACUAAAGUUUAGUUGCAGGUUGAAACCUGUAUGAGAGAAUCAGAUUUCAACAGGGAAGUGAUCUUUUUAAAAUAAACAUUUAAAGAGUCCGGACAUUUAACUGUUUGAUUCUGACUGAAAAGUUCCUGAUUUUAAAGAUGGAAAACCAUUUCUUGCGCAUACACUCUGGUACCUCUUCCAGAAUAAUGAUUUCAAUAUUUAUAGUGAGAGUCACAUUAUAAUAACUAUCAGAGCAGCAUUAAGCAACAAGACCAUUUGUCAUGCAGCAUAUGGUGUACAAUGGCUUAAAAAUGGAUUCAGGUGGAGUUAAGGUUGGGGGGCUGACUGGCCAAUUAGAGGGUCUCUGAAUACUGUCUGCCUUGCCAUUUCCUACUCUUCAAUUCCGGGAUUUUUCUUUUUCCGCUUGUAAAAGAAUUUCUCACAAAUGUUUUAUAAUGUGAUGCCUACCUUUCAUGUCCAUGAAUGGAAAUGGCAGUUCCAUUGGAGCAUGGAGAGGAGAGUUCAGGAUAAUACUAAGUAUGAUUUGUAUAGAUGAGUGAAUACAUUAUUUCAUUUUCACUGAGGGCAUGAUGGCAGCGCUCUGUCAAUGGACAGCCUUUGCUGGGCUUUGACUCAGGCACAUAGUACAUACUGUCUGUCUAAAAGGUGAAGGGAAGCAAGGAAAUGGAAACAUCUGAUAAUUAAUUUUCAUACAUUUUAAUGGAAAAUAUGGAUACUCCUUCUCUAGGUCAAGCUCUUGUGUAAUAUUAAAAUGUAUCCGAUAUCUGAGAGGUCUAACAGAACACCUACAUCCCCAAACCUGUUAUCCGUAGGAUGAAGUUGCCCUUUGUGAAGGCUGACACACUGGUUCCUAGGAUACUUUCUCCAAUGACACUUCUGCCGUAAACAAACUUUCUUUUCCUUCUGCAAUCUCCCAAAAUGAGAAAAGUCAAAAUAUUUGAGCCCCCCUUGCUUUAAAUGGUGACCCACUGCCUGAAAGCAACCGGCAUGAUUUAUUAUUCUGUAAGCCAGAGUUUUAGCAGCCACCGCCCAGAUAAUUUACCUGGAUCAGUAUUUCUAAUUAAACAUCAGAAAGUCGGGUAACAUAAUUUCACUCCAUACAACAUCUCAGCUACCUAGAGCAGAAACAUGGCUACCAAAUGUGACAGGUCAAAUCUGGAAAAGGUUGUACUGAAAGUCGGAGUUAAGUGCUGUUGGCAGGUUGACCCUUUAGUGAACCAGAAGCCUCUGCCCUCCUGACCUUGUCUUUAAGGUGAAUCUUUGUGGUGAACGGAGGGGAAAUCAGUAGGCGGUGGAUACAAGUGUCAAUGACUAACUUUAAUUAGCACAACUACUGAACUGAUCCAUCCAAACGCUACUGACGCUAUUGUGAUUCUCGAAAAAAAAGUAGGCGAACCGUGGAUCCACCUCCAGUUCCGUUUUAUUUCGGCGGGGACCUGGCCGCUCACCUAGGCACUAAUCGGCUGGGGAGCCGACUGGCAAAUGCAGCUCUGUAGCCUCCUCCUCCAGCUUGGAUGAGAAGUAAUCGUCGAUGCUUCAGGACCAAGCUAAAUAAUUACCCCGAGCACUCACACUGUAACCGCGUUGUUGAAUAACGUAAUGUGAAUCUAGUAAAAAAAGACUUGAAACUGAUGUUGUUUUUCAAAUAAACAUGAGCAUUUGCAAGUGAAGUGUAGCAAUUAUUACUUGUAAUCAAAGUUUGUUCCUAUGAGGCUGUUAAUUUCUUGUCCCCCUUCCAAGAUGUCUUUAAUUAUCCCUUUCACUCUUUACCAUUCGAUUCUUUUCGGACUGACGACUGUAGAAUAGAUGGCUGUGGCGAUAAUAAAGGUUUCCUGUGGUAAUUAUCGGUGCUCAGGCCACCGUAUCUCGUUAUUUGAUGGACAGUGAACUUGGCGAAGUUGCUCGCAGAGUUCAUUCAGAUGUCACGGUCCGUGUUGUAGGUCACAAGCAGGUCAGAGUAUGGGAAUGGGAAAGAACCCCGAGGUCAUGCCACUGCUCCCAGGGCAAUUCACUGAGGAUACGGAGACACCAGAAAAUGAUCAUCCCUAUUAGGCAGAGAACUGUCCUGCCAGCUUUGGAGGGCUCAGAAGCCUCCAACUUAACCAACCACUGGUUGGUUUAUAUAGGUCAGAGGAAGGGUGGGGGGGAAUCGGAAGAAAGUGAGCAUUUUAAACACAAAAUAGGGAAAUUAAAUUUAGGCUGAAAUCAUAUAAUGUACAAAUAUAU